Solanum tuberosum (potato) is the source of this 579-nucleotide messenger RNA. RefSeq lists its product as uncharacterized. The coding region runs from base 1 to 579 and encodes 192 amino acids. The transcript has 2 exons. NCBI's taxonomy places the organism in Eukaryota, Viridiplantae, Streptophyta, Magnoliopsida, Solanales, Solanaceae. The record is from RefSeq and is a predicted model, not a curated record.
AUGACAAACUCACAGAGGCACUACAUUCCAGGGGGUUUUGAACACUCAGUUGAAGAUUAUUCAUUGUUCUAUAAGAAAUCUGCCAAUUCAUCAGUUUAUGUAGCAGUUUAUGUAGAUGACAUAGUUCUCACAGGGACAAAUCUAGUAGAAAUCAACAAUUUAAAGUCUUUUCUGCAUGACACUUUCAAGAUUAAAGAUCUAGGACAGCUGCAUUACUUUCUUGGUUUUGAGCUACUCUAUAGAGAAGAUGUGACUGCUCCUUUAGAGUGCAACCUCAAACUCCAAGCAGAUGAAGGCCCUCCUCUCACUGAUCCUACUCAUUAUAGAAAAUUAGUAGGGAAACUCAAUUUCCUUACUCAUACUAGAAUGGACAUAGCCUACAGUGUCCAAUAUCUGAGCCAAUUCAUGCAGGCCCCUAGAGAACCUCAUCUCAAAGCUGCAAUACAUGUCCUUAGAUAUCUUAAAAAUGAUCCCACUUUGGGGAUAUUCAUUUCAAAUGUUCCUGACUUCAAUCUUAGGGCAUAUUGUGAUUCAGAUUGGGCUGCUUGUCUUCUUCUUUUGUGCCAUCUCAAAUGGUAG